Thrips palmi is the source of this 9120-nucleotide messenger RNA. It is a transcript of the gene IA-2, whose product is annotated as receptor-type tyrosine-protein phosphatase N2. Gene Ontology annotation, cellular component: secretory granule. The record is from RefSeq and is a predicted model, not a curated record. Lineage: Eukaryota; Metazoa; Arthropoda; Insecta; Thysanoptera; Thripidae. The transcript is spliced from 23 exons. Gene Ontology annotation, biological process: protein dephosphorylation. Gene Ontology annotation, molecular function: protein tyrosine phosphatase activity. The coding region runs from base 252 to 3866 and encodes 1204 amino acids.
CUUCGACGACCGGCGCGGAAAGAAUUAAGGUGUUUUAGUGCUUAAAAAUGUGAAAAGUGCUUAAAACUUUUAGGAUGGAGUCUUAACUACUUCGUCUUUUAUGGAUGCAGAGUUGACUCUCAGCUCGUCUUGUGGAGCGGGUGCGGCCCAACAUGCCCGGCGACGGGCUGGGCCGAGGUCCGUAGCGUCGAGGCCGAAGGGCCCCAAGGGUCGGGGGCUGGGGCCGAGAGUUCGGCCGAGGCUUCGCGACGAUGCAUCUACCAUGGCUCGGCCUGGUCGCCCUCGCUCUCGCGGGGUGCGUAAGCCAAGGCCGAGCGGGAGACCUGACGAUGGGAUGCCUGCUCGACGCCGGCGUCUGCGCGGUCGGCGAGGAGUGCUACGACGACCAGGUGUUUGGGCAGUGCUUCAACCCGCUGCAGAGGCGCCGCAGCGACAUGAAGCCGUACCGCUGGCUGGACAAGCCCGACGUGGACCUGAUCGAGCGCUACCUCUCCACGCUGCUCCAGCUGGGCUACUACUGGGAGGACGGCUUCAUGCAGUGCGUCCUGCGGAUCCUCGUCAACGGCGUGGAGACGCGCACGUAUAACAAGGACUUCAGCCCCUGCAAGCCACUGCACGGCCUGAAGCACAGCAAGCAGAAGCAGAACUUGAAUCAAGUCGGCGGCGCCGGCGACCGCUUUGAGGACCGCGGCGAUGCCUUGCCGUACGAAGCCAGCAUCCGCUUCUCUCCAUCCAGCGGCCAGUUCGCGGACGAAGUGUUCUACCCAUCGGACUCGGCGCCGCAGCGCUCCAACAACUUUAACAAGCUCAUCAUGACCAUGGCGGCGAUGCCGCGAGCCCGCGGGGACGACGACGACGAGCCCCUGGGCGGGCCUGGCGCUUCGCAAGGCCAUCGCCUAGGGUUGCCACUAGGCCUGGCCCAGAGCAAGCGGGGCGGGGCUGCGAGGGGCCCCAAGCAGGACGGCAACCGGGCGAUGCGCAAGCUGAUGAACGUCGGCAACGUGGAGCAGGACACCACCCUGCCCUUUCUGGACAGGCGCCGCUUUCCCCCGGAACGCGGCACGGUGCGCCAUGAGGACGACGACGAUGACGCUUCGGCCAUCUCUGAGCUGGCCAUGAUGCUGAUGGAGGCCGAAGAACAGGCGGCCGAGGCCCAGGCGGAGGCGCAGGCCGAGGCCCAGGCCAACGAGGUGGACGGCGACGAGGACCUGCACAUGUUCUCGGCGCACUACAACACCCCCACCUCGUUCCGCCAAGGCCUGGAGUACCGCGGCGAGGCCGACUCGGCGCUGCCCUUCCUCAACGAGGCCCUGCCCGAGGUGGUGGCCGUGCCGCGCGUGGUGGAGGCCGGCGACGAGCCGCUGCUGCUGGAGGACGUGUGGGACCUGCAGGAGGCGCAGGAGCCCGGACCGUGGUCGGGGCCGGAGCCAGCGCCUCGCGGCUUCAGCAAGCUCUACAACACCCCGGACUCGUUCCGCGCCGGCCUCGAGACCAAGGACGUGGCCACCGAGCCGGGCUUCAUCAACGACCAGGACGACGACGGCGAGGGUGACAUCGACCCGGAGGUGUGGAUGGACACCGACGUGGAGCCCGGCGGCUUCGGCCCGCUGGCCAGGAUGCCGCUGACGGGCGGCCCGGUGUUCAUCCGGCCCAACCGCCGCGGCUCCGCCGACGAGGAGGCCGUGUCGUCCGUGGGGCAGCCCGAGCAGGAAGAGCAGCUGGUGCAGCAGACGCAGCCCGACGCGCACUCACGCCAGCGCGGCCAGCAGGAGCAGGCGAGCGAGGAGCGCGCCGAGGAGGCCGACCAGGCCAUGAAGGAGCUGUCGCACCUGCUGGAGCGCUACCCGGCCGACGACAAGAACAGCGUCCCCGACGAGAUCCAGGCGGAGGAGGACGCCGUCGACCGCGCUGGCCCCGGCGCCAUGGGCAGGGCCUACACGGAGGGCGGCCUGGUGUUCCUGCCGGACCAGCAGACCGACCGGCCCGACACGCUGGAGGGACGCAGCCUGGACGCGCUGCUCAAGGAGUGGCGCGGCUUCGAGCGCCAGGAGCGCCUGGACGUCAAGAAGCCCGGCCCCAGCUACAACGUCAACAACUACUUCUUCCAGCGGGGUCACGACGAGGAGAAGCGGUCCGGCAGUGUGACGCAGAACGAGGUCAAGGGGGAGCCGCGCUACGAAGCCAUCCACGCCUCGCCGCCCCACAAGAAGCCGCCAUACUCCGACGACAUGGAGGCGACCCGCAGCCACAACAUCGUCAGCGUCAAGUUUAAGAACGGGGUGUCGACCUGGGCGGACGGGGACUCACUCAUCAAUGUGCUCGCGGCCACUCUAAACCAGAUGCCCUCUGCGUUCGGCAUGCGCCGUAUAACUCUCAACGAUGCUGUGUCGUUCAAAGUGAACCCCGCAACCUCCACCCUCAACGCUUCGGAGGUGGCCCGGCAGAUAAUGGAGAACAAGGAAGAGAUCAAGAAGAGGACCAGCGUGGACAUCCAAUCAGCGACGGCCGGCAGGACACAGAUGCCGCUGGUGCAGAGCAGCCCCGCCGUGGGCUGGCAGUCCGACGCGCUGCUGCUGGGCAGCGUGGUGCUGGGCGUGACGCUCUCGGCCGCCGUCAUCUCGGCCGUCACCUACUACGCGGUGCAGCGCGUGCAGCGGUCGCGGGAGAAGCUGCGCGGCAUGGCGGCCCCCGACACCGAGGCCAGCAAGGACUACCAGGACCUGUGCCGCGCGCGCAUGGCCAAGAAGGCCGAGAACGAGGCGCGCGCCCACCCGGACCCCAUGCACGUCGACCAGCGCCUCGCCAGCCUGUCCAGGGAGUCGGAGGGCUCCAACAACUCGCCCUCGUCCCGCUCCUCCACCAGCUCCUGGACGGAGGAGCCCGCCCUCACCAACAUGGACAUCUCGACCGGGCACAUGGUGCUGGCCUACAUGGAGGACCACCUGAAGAACAAGGACCGCCUGGACCAGGAGUGGCAGGGGCUGUGCGCCUACGAGGCGGAGCCCUGCGCGGCCACGGUGGCGCAGAAAACUGAGAACGCGAAGAAGAACCGCUACUUCCCGCACGUGCUGCCCUACGACCACUCCCGCGUCGUGCUGAACGAGCUCGCCAACGCCACCGGCUCCGACUACAUCAACGCCUCCACCAUCACGGAUCACGACCCGCGCAACCCGGCCUACCUGGCGACGCAGGGCCCGCUGCCGCACACCGCCGCCGACCUGUGGCAGCUGGUGUGGGAGCAGGGCAGCGUGGUCAUGGUCAUGCUGAGCAGGCUCACGGAGAACGGCACGGCCAUGUGCCACCGCUACUGGCCCGAGGAGGGCUCCGAGCUGUACCACAUCUACGAGGUGCAUUUGGUGAGCGAACACAUCUGGUGCGACGACUACCUGGUCCGCAGCUUCUACCUGAAGAACCUCAAGACGGGCGAGACGCGUACGGUGACGCAGUUCCACUUCUUGUCCUGGCCCGACCACGGCGUGCCCCCGAACACCAAGCCUCUGCUGGACUUCCGCAGGAAAGUGAACAAGUCGUACCGCGGUCGCUCCUGCCCCAUCGUGGUUCACUGCAGUGACGGUGCGGGCCGCACGGGGACGUACUGCCUCAUCGACAUGGUGCUGAACCGCAUGGCCAAGGGCGCCAAGGAGAUCGACAUCGCGGCCACGCUGGAGCACAUCCGAGACCAGCGCGCCAACAUGGUGGAGUCCAAGGAGCAGUUCGAGUUCUGCCUGCAGGCCGUGGCCGACGAGGUGCACGCCAUCCUCAAGGCCCUGCCGGCGCAGCCCACCCCGCCGCCCACCGCCGUCGCCCCGCCCCCCACCUCCCCGGAGAAGGAGAAGGAGAAGGAGAAGCCCAAGAAGAAGGCCUAAGGGGAGGCCGGCCGGCCGGGUUGAUCUCUCUCUCGCAUCCCGGUGCUGCUUAACCCUUCCCUGUUUCCUUUCCAUAACAGAAUGAUCUAGUCGUUAUCAUAGUCUCAGUCCUACUCCUUGCAGUGCGCCGCCCUUGCGCGCGCGACUCCUUGUAUCUAUCUAUGUAUAUCUCUCUGUGUCGCUCUCUGAGCUACGAGCUCCGGCGUAUGACGUAUCACUACUGUUAUUAUGACAUGUUUUUAAUUUGUGUGUGAACCCUAGUUUGUGCAUGCAGGUUCUGAUUUUCAAUUACUAAGGCUGCUUACAAGCAGGAUAUAUAUUCUAGAGGCAGGUUUGCCUAUUCAUCUAGGUAAUUAUUCAUUGUGACAAGUAUUGCUAUCUACUUCCUUUGUCACUUGAGAAAGUGUAACAUCUCUUCUAUGUUUAUUAUGAAUAUAAGCUUCUUAAGACCUAGAGCUAAAGUCUCUCUACCUUCUUGAAAGCACUUUUAGUAAGUUCCGUCUUAGAAAGUCACGAGAAGCCGUAGCUUUAGUUCAUUUAGCUAAUGUAGAAGGAAGGCGUCAUUCAACAAAACUUAUACAAACCAAAUCCAAUCCAAUAUUGUUUUUAUUUCCUUAAAAAGCCAAAUUUAAUAGUACAAACAGAACUGCUUCUGUGUUUUUUUUUAUUUAAUGUUUAUUUAUUUUUAUGUAAGUUUUCUUAUUUUGCAUUUUCUGUGUUUAUGUCAAUUAGAUGUUAGGUCGAGUAGCACAAGAAAAAUGAUCUUUGUUUGUUUUGUCAAAUUCAUGUGAAGCAUAUGCUUACUUUCUAAUUGACUGAGGGGAUCCGCUUAAAUGCGCUGUUCCUUUCUGGAGAGAAUAGAAAACUGACACCUAACUUCUUUCUUGAUGUCAUAGAAUGUCAUGACAAGUCCACUCCUAAAAGUUUGAUGUUGUUUUUUUUCUCUUGCUAAUUUCCUACAUGGAUUUCUUGACCAGCUCAUUGGCUGGCUGUCUACACUUAUAUUAUUGUUGGUUGGAACUUCCCCCUUUUUUCCUGUGACAUUUAUUUAUUGACAAAGUUUAUCAUUGCACUGGUAAAAGACAUUCCUUAUUUAUCAAUAUGCAGUAUUCCAUAAUAUUUUCUUAUUGUCUCAUUCCUGAUAUGUAUGACUUAUUAUUAUUAUCCACAACAUUUGCUGGCCUAUUUAUGCAUAGUAGAGAAACAUUGUGUACGCAUAUUUAUUCUAUUUUAUUCCCUCAGAAAGAAGAUAUUGGUUUGUUUCUUUGUAGCUUAUCAUGGAAUGUUUGCUUUCUUUAGAAAGGAACGAUAUUGUGAUGGAAAAGUGAUGGCUUUGCUUUAUGUGAUGAUUUAGAAUGCCAAAAUCUGACAUCUUUCAGCGAUACGCUCUGAACUUCGGAAGUUCAAGCAUCUUAAAGUAAUGGAUGUGGAAGGACGGGAUGAGUUGAUAACAUCUAACGGUAGUAAGUUGAAAUUUAUUGUUUUUUACUAUGGUAAGAGAUUGUGGAAAGUUAAAUGAAAAAGGAUUGAUCUUGUUCGAUGUUUUUCGAUUGUCUGUUUGAAUGUUGGACUGAUCAAGUCGCCUCCACUUUCUGUCCAACCUUCCAAUUAAUUAUCUUGUUGUAAGGUACAUUAUCUCGAGCAAGAUCUCAAGAAAACGACUACACUCUAUUACAUUUUAAAUUCAAAUACAUAGUAUUAUUUAUUUUUAAAUGAAUAUUGUAAUUAUAUGACAAAGUGCUGGCGUGAAUGAGAAUAGGAUGUGUGCUUCAUUAAGUGUAAAAAGGCUUAUCAAGAUUUUAUUUUCAUGAUUAAUUUUGCUGAUGUUGAGUGCAGUUCCUAAAAUGUCAAAAUUUUGCUCUGCUGCCUGCCUUAAUCUGGAAACCAACUUAGAGCGCUGUAAACUUCUGUCAUUCACAUAGUAAUCUGUAUUUUUUAGAAAACUUAAAAAAAUUGUGGUGGUCUCUGGUUUAAUGCACAAAUCUUCCCGAAUGGCGAAGGAGUGCGUGGUGGCCUGUCUACGUAUUCGGGAAUGCUAGUACCGAAUGACUUGAGGCAGAGAGCGUUUGCCCAGAUGGCGGCAUGUAGCGGCAUGGCGGCGGUCGACUGGCCUGGGAAUGCUAGUACCAGGUCCAAGUCGCCCAGGCGGCAGGCUAGGCGGCCCCUUGGGAAUGCUAGUACCAAGUGAGUCCGUCGGCGGGCGCUUUAGGCGCAGGAGAUUCUUUCGUUUCCGCUUCCCUUCUGUUCUCGUCUCUUGCCCGUCUCUUUGCGUAGUAGUUCGGUGUGGGAUCGAGUAGAGUACUUCUCGCAGUUGAUUUGAGAUUCGACUAUUUAAGACUGAAACUCCCGCACAGCUGAGGGCAUUUUUAUUUUCCACCCCUUUUGCAUAGGGUUGGGGUCGGUGCUCUCCGGACGAUGAGGUUCACGCCGUCCCUCCCUCCUUCGCCUUCUCCCCGUUUCGUUGGUUCGUUGGUUCGUGACUGGGUCCCGUCGGCACUAUGCAGCUCGCCCGGCCACCUCUCGGGUCCUGUGGUGGUCGGGGCGACCCGCAUGGCGUCGCCGUCGUCACCAGCGCGUUGUCAGUGACGCCGUGACACCAGGGCGUUGACGUCACUCUGUCCGCCCCGUCGGCCCCGUCGUCUCGCCCUCUCCGCCUGCUCCGCGUCAUGCCCGCGUCAUCGGGCGGCCCCGUGCAUGCGGCAGAGUUUUGGGCACUUGUGAUGCUUUCGGCUUGGAAAACAGUCGGAUAGAGACCCUUCCCUGCAUGGCACGCCGCACGUGGCACGCGGGCCGCCCCGAGCGUUCCGCCGCGACGGCCGCGACGGCGUCUUCACAGUGUCGUGACGUCGCCGUGACGUCGCCGUGACGGCCGGCCCCGCGGGCGUGACGCGUCCGAGUCGUCUUCGGCUGAGCUCGCGGAGACGUGGCUGCUGACUUCGCUGGGUCCGUUCGAGUCUCUUCCUACUUCCGGUUUCCCCGCUUCUGUUCGAGUUUUUUCCCACUUCCGGUCUCCUAUUCCCCCGUUCCGUUCGAAUUUCUCCCCACUUCCGGUCUUCCCUGUGAGUCCGCCUCGUCAACCGAUUCCGGCAGUGGCUAUCAAUUUCGGGACGUCAUGAUGCUAUUGGACUUCGUGUUCGAUUAGAAUGUCCGCCUCUACAUGUAAAGUCAGACAAUGUCGGAAAUGGUUGCUAAAACGAUUUUGUCAUUCACCUCUUUUAGGAGAUUUCUUUCAUUUUAUCAAAAUUUAAAUUCCCCCGGCGUGUUGGGUUGGCAUGCUUGGUUUCUGCUUCGCUUCGCGGUCUUCGCGGCCCGCUUCACGGUCUCACAGUGGUUACCAGGGGACGUGUGAUGCUAUUGGAUUGACCGUUCAAUUAGAGUCUCCACAUUAACAUAGCCCACCGUGGACCGUUAGUCGAUAAGAAAAAUGUGGCGAAAGGGAAGGGUGUUUUAGGUUGAUCACUAGUGAUCUGGAAUGUUGAACAGGUGUCUAGACGAUUCCGACCUCAUGCUGAAAAUGGCGAGUAUCUCGGGCGAACGUGUGAUGCCAUUGAACUUUAUGUUCAAUCAGAGUUCCGUCCCGAUGUUUUAUACGAGCUAUUUUCAAAGGCGGGAUGCACCUGAGGUAGUCGGUAUGCUUAUGGUGGAGCGCAGAGGACUGCAGUGGAACCUUCGGGGGCAAGUGAUGCUAUUGGAUCUGGAGAUCCGAUUAGAGCUCUCUUAAAGCAGACCAUCUGUGGGUAAACUCUGGCCUCCAUCGGUUGCUUUCAUCUCGCGGUGGUGUGUUUAGUGUAAGCUUCAUUUGCGGGGCGCCUUCUUUUUGGACGGUAAUUUGGAAAGCCUUAUCGGGUCUUUUGUUUGAAACGGCGGAAGGGAGUAUUAUGGGGACAUGUGAUGCUAUUGCUCCUCAGAGAGCCAAUUAGAGUCCUCGGGGAGAAGCGCAACUCCGCCGUUUCCUGUUUUCAAAAUUGUCUUUCUAGUUUGCAGAGCAAAGUUCGGGGACGUAUGAUGCUAUUGGAUUUCCUCGGUGUGUCCAAUUAGAGUCCCUUAUAGAGAGGAUCGCGAACUAACCUUUUGGAAAACCCAUUCAUUUUCCGACAAGUCUUCCUCUUGCCUCUGAAAAGUAAGGUGCGCCUGCGCCGCGAACGCUAGUUGCUUCUCGCCGUCUCCCCGUUUUCCGGGCUGACUGUGACAAGCGCCAUCAGUGGUACUUUUGGGGACGUGUGAUGCUAUUGGAUUUCGUAUUCAAUUAGAGUCUCUUUGAAGAAACCAACCACUGCAGGGCGAACUUGUCUCCGUCGCCGCACGGCCGGCACGGCCCUAGAACGCGCGGGGAAAGGGAUUUCAGUUUCGUUUGUUUAUGUUUUGGCGCGCUUUGCUUGGCCCGCCCGCCCGGGGUCCCCGAUGUUGACAAGAUCAGGGCGCUGUGGUACUAUUGGGCGGCAGCGGAACGCAGCGGAAGUGCGUCCAGACCGAGUCCAGACGCAGGCCGUGCAGGCCAGAGCCUCGCAGCCGACAAUUAGAGUCCCUGAAGCUAUGAAGUCGGGUGCGCUCGCGGGCAGGGCGGGCAGGGCGGCCGCCUUUGCGUUAGGAAAGUUUGUUUGGUUGCGGGAAAUGGCAAUGGGGCAGGAGGUAGGUUCGGAACGAGGGCGGGAUGAUGGUUGUGGGGGGGGGGGGGGGGGGGGUGCGCAGUCGUGCUCCAGACAAGGCGCUUCCACCAAAGUGCGUGUCUUCAAAUACGGGGGUAAGUGAUGCUUCGGAACUUUCCGAUAGAACCCCUUGCUUGCAUAACAAGGGCACGGCAGCUAUAACCCUUACAGAGAAGUGAAUAUUACCCUCUUAUCUACUUUGCUACAUUUUUCACAAAAAAAAAUUUAAAAAGAGGCUACUUUGUCUUUGGUGGUGUGGGAACGGUCCGUUGAUUGCAGUGGUGACUCUGGGGAUACGUGUGCGGGUUUCUUGAUUGCUUUUCUGACUCGUCAUGGUGGCGGCACUGGAAGGUACUGUACAUCUCCACCGCUGAGGCCUCGAAGGCCAAUUGAACGGGAGUGCGGCGUUUACCGCCUUUCCUUGCGUCUUUCCUCUCUGUGUUUCUCCUUCAACCCCAUUCCGUACACAAGGCCUAUGACAGAUCCUCUUUAGCUGCAUGGGAGAUGGAAGUGUAUUAUCUUGUCAUUUGUUUUUGUGUUCAAUAUAUGCUUGGUUUGACAAGAAUCCCUGUACUUAUCUUUGGAAGAAUAAAUGUGUUGUAUCUGAA